AAGCUUCAACCUUUGAGUAUUAAUAUUACAUGUAAUAUUAUAUGCUCAAAGGCUUCAACGUGGCUGUGGUGUGGUAAAGAUUUGUCAGAUUUGUAAUGUGAACACUAAACAGUGAAUUAUGCAUUUCUUCAACACUAAUUGUGGAAUGUUUUAAUCGUAUGUAGUUUACUGGCACUCGAAGAUAGUUGCUUGAUUGAUUGUGCCCUUUUCCGAUGUCUUAUCAGUCGAAUUCGCCGGUACGUCUACGUAUUAUGUAAUAAUGCAGCAUCGUGUUAUUAUGGUUCUAUGAGGUGUACGAAUUAUCGUGUUUCUAAUUUACCGUUUGAAAGAUCUCAAUUUUGGUUCCGUUUUGCAUUCCAACACCUAAUUCGCGUGUCUAUACAUAGUAAUCGAUAGCGAUAGUCGCAGCAAGAUGACCGAUUCGCCGACGGAUUUGCAAAGUUUGGCCGCAAAAUACGUUUGCAUUCAGCUGCUACACGAAUGGGCCGAAGGUGAAACACCGGUAAUCGACGUUUGGCGAAAAGGUAACGGAUAUCAUACCUGCUCGGAUCACGACUGGUUCGUUUGGCAGUUAUACGAAAUGCAAGUACCUCGAUUUGCGACCAUCAUACCGAAUAAAAUCCGAUACCAAAUCGAAGACAACAUGGCGCUGAUCGUCGAGCAAGUCAUGAUCUGGAUCCAGUAUCAUCACGAGGUGAAUUUCUUCCACGAUCAACCAUCGACGCCAACGUCUUCGUUGAGCGAAUACGUCGUGAAGCUGGUUUGGAAUCAUCAUUUUAAUAUCGACUACGCUGCGACUGCUAAAAAUAUCCUGACCAAUGAGAAGCUGAGUCCGUUGGAGAGGUUCAGAUUCGCCAGUACUUACUGCAUCGUCGAAGAGAUCGAAAAGUUUCGCGACUUGAUGGCCGAUGCCAAUUUGGUGCUACCGGAAUGGGAUUUUAUAAAGGAUCCGUUCAUGGUGUAUUGGAGCAAGUAUUUGAGAAACGAGUUAGAUACGAUAUCGGUACCCGGAGUCAGCGAUAAGUUUUCUGUAGACACGUUGAUGUUUGUUAAAACAGUGGAGGAGUUCGAUUUGUGGCCACCGGUCGAACACUUCUUCGAUAAAGUCGACUGGAAGAUGAAAGCAGUCAAAUUCGAACAUAUCGUCGAACGGUAUGGUAAAAACUACCUGAAAGAGUUGUUGGCCAAAUUGACCGUUGAAGAGUGGAUGAACGCCGCUAGUUUUUUUGCGAUUUCGAAAAUGGUCGAGAAAAUCGUUGGGUACGGUACUUUGGACGGCGUACGUUUCAUUUGGCAGCUCUACCAGAGUAAAAUGAAGUCGAAGGAUUUCCGCGGUAUUCUCGAAACCCUAGUACCGUUAUCGACGAGAAACCCGAGCAAUUUCGAAAAAUGGACCCCUCUGUUGAUGGAAAUUUGGACCAGCGCUGGUAGCGAAUUGAAAGAAUCGGCCAUCGAUAUCAAAUUAUGGCAGAGUAUCGGUGAAAACUGCAUCUACCAGAUUCCGCUCGGAGAUACGAAGGCAUUUCGCGCACGUCGCCAGAUCAGCGAUCCGAUGAAAUUCAUCAAACUGGUGUUGAAAAGCAUGGAGGCGAAGAAAAGAACGGAAUUCUUCGAGAAGAAUUUCAACUCGCUGAUUAUCUGGGUACCGUUCGCAGAGUUGGAUAAAUUGAUGCGCGAAUUUCUGGAACGGUUCGAUCGCGACGUUGUCCAGUUGAAAAAACAAAUCGCCAAAUGCUCCGAAGACGAAGGCGAAAUCAAUCAAUCGCUUUACAUAUUGUUGGCUUUUGGCGAUUUCGACGCAUUCGACGCAGUGGUAUCGUUUUAUUUUCCUGCUGUUGAGGGAUUCUUGGCAGCAGCAGAUGAAGACGAAGAAAGGUUGACGUACUAUAAAUGGAUGUUUUUGGUGCCUAUGACGGGUCUGAAGGCGUUGAGUAUGAGUCUAUAUUUCGCUGAUUGGCGAACGGUGUACGAGUACGUGAAGAAAACCACUGUGAAAGUGAAGAUCGCGCCGGAUGCGUUUAUGAUUACGCUGAUCGAGGCCGGAUGGUUCCAAGAUAUUCGUCAUUUGGACGAGAAACUGAAUAAGGGCGAAAUGAGAGACUUGAAGGACUGCCUCACUACGGCUUUGCCGGCCAACGAUUCUAGAUUCGAAUUCUUGAAAAAACGAUUCAAGUUUCACAUGUUUACGAAUUUAUUCGCUACCAAACACCCCGCAGAAAGGGUUUUUAAUCGAGCUAACGUGCAGGAUUUUUUGCUAUGGAUUUACAACGGCGACGAAAAACUAGUCGAUAAGAAUUUCAAGCAACAGGUCCUGUUUCCUAAUGGGUUUUUGGUGCAGUUUAAAUCUUGCUUUAGAGAGUGCUUCCAAGCUACCAAAUCGAUGGAAGAGUUUUUAAUGUGGUGUUUCGAGAGUGAAGCGGAAAGGAGCCAGUUUAAACGCGAGAUGAUUUAUAAAUAUCGCGAGUAUAAGAUGAUCGAAGAUUUACUGACACGUAGAAGGUAUCGUAGAGCUAUGUUGUUCUGGUUUUUCGACGGCGAUCUCAGCGCAAUUGAGAAAUUCACGGUCGAAUGUUCGCGUAAUCCGAUCUAUGAAGAUGAUACUGAUGCGGCUGCUGAAGCUAAUCCUGAUGCUAAUGCUGAAGCUGGUCCUGGCGCUGCUGCUGAGGCUAAUCCUGACGCCGUUGCGGAAGCUGGUCCUGAUGCUAAUGCUGAUGCUGAUUUGGAUGCUAAUGCUGAACCUGAAGCAGGUCCGGAUGCGAGAGCUGAUGCUGCAGAGCUGAUCCAGGAGCUGAGGCAGAUGUUUAACAUUUGACGAAUAAAGUUGUGAGCGGAUGAUUGGUGGGAUAAAACGAUAUUUUUUUAAUGUUAUUCGUUAGAAUUGUGCGAUGAAUGAAGGAUUUUUUUUUUUUAAAUAUUUACUUAUUAUGUUUUUACCAAUUCAGAAUUGGAUUUUAUUUUCAAAUGUAUUGAUCUAGAAUACAUUGUAGGUAUGUACUAUUUCGAGUAUAUCAACGUUAUUUAAUUUGUAAUGUAUUUUUGUUUAAAUUUUGUUUAUUUUUUUUUAUUUUUACAUUUUUAUGUAUGUAGGUACGACAAGUUCCUUCAUAUAUGUAUUUCUUUUUUUGUUGAAGAUAAUUGUUUUCAGUUGAA
Planococcus citri (citrus mealybug) is the source of this 3150-nucleotide messenger RNA. RefSeq lists its product as uncharacterized. Bases 413 to 2812 code for a protein of 799 amino acids. The record is from RefSeq and is a predicted model, not a curated record. The transcript has 2 exons. Lineage: Eukaryota; Metazoa; Arthropoda; Insecta; Hemiptera; Pseudococcidae.